Belonocnema kinseyi is the source of this 540-nucleotide messenger RNA. RefSeq lists its product as uncharacterized. NCBI's taxonomy places the organism in Eukaryota, Metazoa, Arthropoda, Insecta, Hymenoptera, Cynipidae. Gene Ontology annotation, molecular function: nucleic acid binding. Bases 1 to 540 code for a protein of 179 amino acids. Gene Ontology annotation, biological process: DNA integration. The record is from RefSeq and is a predicted model, not a curated record. The transcript has a single exon.
AUGCUGAUAGCGACACCCAACCAUUUUUCAACCAGUGGAUCGCCAGGUUUGGAGUUCUUUGGAUCCUUACGCAUCACGACAGACCAGGGUAGACAAUUUGAGUCCCCUCUGUUUAAGAAAUUGAACACCUUACUGAGAACUCAACAUUUCUAUACCACAGCCUAUCAUCCAGCAGCAAACUGUCUCGUAGAACGUUUCCACAGACAAUUCAAAGCAGAGAUAAAAUGUCACGCAGAUGAAAGGUGGACAGAAACGCUUCCCAUCGUUCUACUAGAAAUCAGAGCGGCGUGGUGCGAUGAUCUCAAAUCAGCGUCAGCAGAAUUGUUCUUCGGCGAAUCUUUACGAUUGCCAGGUGAAUUUUUCGCUUUUCGCACAGGAACAGAUUUCCAGGUGACAACACAGUUCGUGGAAGACAUAAGGAGACACUUCCAGAAUUUAAAACUAGCGCCCGGAAAUCGCCACGGAAAAAGACAAGCUUUUGUCUUUGAGAAUCCUUUGAAGUCGCCAGCCGUUCCGAAAAAACAUUCAAAGUGGUCAUGA